Messenger RNA from Bufo bufo (common toad), 1703 nucleotides. It is a transcript of the gene ABT1, whose product is annotated as activator of basal transcription 1. The record is from RefSeq and is a predicted model, not a curated record. Gene Ontology annotation, molecular function: RNA binding. The coding region runs from base 68 to 853 and encodes 261 amino acids. Gene Ontology annotation, biological process: endonucleolytic cleavage in ITS1 to separate SSU-rRNA from 5.8S rRNA and LSU-rRNA from tricistronic rRNA transcript (SSU-rRNA, 5.8S rRNA, LSU-rRNA); endonucleolytic cleavage in 5'-ETS of tricistronic rRNA transcript (SSU-rRNA, 5.8S rRNA, LSU-rRNA); small-subunit processome assembly. NCBI's taxonomy places the organism in Eukaryota, Metazoa, Chordata, Amphibia, Anura, Bufonidae. Gene Ontology annotation, cellular component: nucleolus. The transcript is spliced from 4 exons.
UCAACAAGCGACCAGCAGUGCACGUUGUGUGAGGAGCUCGUCGCGUCUCUCACCAUCUGCAAACAACAUGGAAGACGAACAGGAGCAGGUGACGGAAGGUGGAGCCGAGGAAGAAGAGAGCGUAGGGGGCAGCGCCCAGGGAGAAGGUGAUGCUGAGAUGGUGGAGGAAGAGGAGAAGGAUUCAGAAGGCAAGAAGAAGGCUGCUAUCCCCGGCAUUAUAUACCUGGGUCACAUCCCGCCUCGACUUCGGCCGCGUCACAUCCGCAACAUGAUGAGCGCCCAUGGAGAAGUGGGAAGGAUUUUUCUGCAGGCCGAGGAACGUUUUGUCCGAAAGAAAAAGAAGAAAGCCGGCAGCAACGCCCGUGAUUACACGGAGGGAUGGGUGGAAUUUCGAGACAAACGUGUCGCCAAGCUGGUGGCCUCCAGUCUGAAUAACGCCCCCAUGGGUACCCGGAAGAAGAACCGUUUCCAUGAUGACUUAUGGACCAUGAAGUAUCUCCACCGCUUCAGGUGGACCCACCUGAGCGAGAGGCUGGCCAUCGAGAGGCAGGUGCGGAAGCAGAGGAUGCGUGCCGAGGUGUCGCAGGCUAAGAGGGAGACCAACUUCUACCUGCAGAACGUGGAGCGCAGCAAAAAGUUUGCCAAAUCGGAACAAAGAAAGGCGGCGGGCGGCAGCGCGGGGCCCGACAAGCAGUGGAACUUCACACAGCGGAAAACAGAAGAGGAAAUACAGACGCUUAAAUCCGGCGGCGACAAGAAACGCAUACAGAAGAGGCAGGAACAGGCAGAGCGCGCACAGGAACUAUCACAGACCAAUCGCUCGCUUCUUCAGAAAAUCUUCAAUGCUUCCUGAGGAUAGAACAGCAGGGACCGUACCCCGGAGGGUGGGUUACUGCCUCCAACAUGGCCGAUCGCACAGUACAUCUGCACGCGGUACAGCAGCCACCUUCAAGAAAGCGGUUAAAGCGUGGCAUUCCUGUGCUGGAUUAUCAGGUUCUCUGGAUUAUAGUAAUAUCACAAAUGGCACAUUAAGACCUCCUCAUCCGUAGUCUCUAUAUGGACGUCUUAGAGGGGGGGGGUCCCAAGAUGGAGGACCCCCUCCCCUUUGUGUGCCAGAAUGGAGAGCUGGACUCAAGCUAUGGCUGCCAUGUAAUAAAAAUGAUCUCAUUGCCACUGCUUUCAGCCAUGGCUGGUUGUUGGGGUCCUUCUACAUGAGGUUGUCAGACAGCCGUCUCCGGCGCUCCCCUACAAAUGAAUGGAGCAGAGGUGUCCGUUUUUCAGGGGGGCUCAAUGGGGUCCGGGUCCCUGUUCUCUUUUUCAGUCUCAUUAUUAUUAUCACCUACCCUGAGGAUAACAUGUUAUAACCAGAAUACCCCUUUAACCAUUGUUUUUGGAUCAACCCUCCAUGCAGCAGAUAUUUUCUAGCUAGUAGAGGGGGUUAUUGACCAAAGAAUUGCCUUCUGUGAUGUCCAGGUGCCCUACUAGAGACGUGACGGGGGUUGUCUAGUUCGGACUACUCGCUUGUAAUGUACAGAUACGAUGACCAGUCUAGUAUCGGUUCACAGAUGCAGAGUUGACUGCCUCCAGCAGGGGGCGAUCACAUCAUGCCAUCUCAGGACAUAGGACCUGGAGACAGACAGUGUAUUUUCCUGGCUGUAGUAAUGGACCUGCCCCCGCAUGAUCGGAAUGUUUCCUAUUUUAUA